AUGUGUCCGCAGUCAGCUGCCCUGUUUCCGGAUAAGCACGUGGCGCUCUGGCAGAGCUUGCAGUCGACAUUCAAAAACGAUGCGUUCUUGCACGAAACUGUGAGCCUGCUCUCCGGGGCCGUACAGAUUCCGACGCAGACAUUUGAUGACAUGGGAACGGUUGGCGAAGACGCUCGCUGGGAGCCAUUCAAUCGCUUUCGUGAGUAUCUUCUGUCCUCCUUCCGCAUCCUCACCCAUAACACAGCUGAAAUGGUCAAGGUGAACACUUAUGGACUUGUUUACAUUUUGAAGGGAUCAGACGAGCACAUCAAGCCUCUGCUCUUAACGGGCCACUCUGAUGUUGUUCCCGUCAAUCCCGAUACAUAUGAUACCUGGACGCCUCCUCCUUUUUCAGGAUUCUACGACGAUAAUAAGGCAGGAAAGUAUCUUUGGGGGCGGGGCAGCAUGGAUGACAAAGCAAGUUUGAUCGGCAUUCUGACUGUCAUUGAGACCUUGUUGGGAAGAGACUUCAAGCCUGCUCGAACUCUUGUGUUGGCAUUCGGUUUCGACGAAGAGAUCAAUGGAGUUCAGGGUGCCUCCUCGAUCGGCGAAUAUCUCUUGUCCAGGUUCGGUGAAAAUUCGUUCGCAAUGCUACUUGACGAAGGAGGCGUGAUCUUGGACCAGUACGGUGGAACGUUCGCAUUCCCUGCUAUAGCGCAAAAAGGUUACUUCGACAUGCGUAUCGAGGUCAAUGCUCCAGGAGGACACUCAAGCGUACCUCCAGUCCACACGACUAUUGGCAUGCUGGCGGCGAUGCUCGUGCGAUAUGAGAACAACCCCAUGAAGUUACUGUUCCGGCGAGACUCACCAAUGUAUAUUCACGCUCAAUGUCUCGCCGCACACGGGCCGAGGUUCCCUGUGUCAAUGCGCGAGGCAUUACAAAAGUCGAUAACCUCGGACAAGGCGCUGCGCCGCGCAGAAGGGAUGUUGUUGAAGAUCCGUUCAUUCAAGGCUCUGGUCAGUACGACACAGGCCGUAGACGUCAUCAACGGUGGAGUCAAGUCAAACGCACUUCCCGAGAAUGCGAUGGCGAUCGUCAACCACCGGAUAGCCGCCGACAGCUCAGUAGACGAAGUGAAGCAGCACGCCACUCAGCUCCUAAAAGAUCUUGCUGCCGAGUUCAACCUCCCAUACAAUGCUUUUGACACGAACAUAUUUAACGACGGGGCAAGCUAUGGCAAUUUAACUCUCAGCGAUGCAUGGGGGAUGGGGUUCGAGCCUGCGCCGAUCACCCCGACUGGCGUCGAUGACGUGCCAUUUCAACUGUUGUCCGGUACUAUCAAAGCCACACAUAUGUCUCACCGCUCGCUCUUGCAGUCAGCCCUAUACUACCUGAAGCUCGCACCCCACGCGUUUCGCUAUAUUCAUUAUGACGCAGGUAACGGGGCCGAGAUGUAA
Molecule: messenger RNA, 1437 nt
Organism: Laetiporus sulphureus 93-53
Lineage: Eukaryota; Fungi; Basidiomycota; Agaricomycetes; Polyporales; Laetiporaceae
Product: carboxypeptidase S
Exons: 11
Coding region: 1-1437 (478 amino acids)
Cellular component (GO): fungal-type vacuole lumen
Molecular function (GO): carboxypeptidase activity
Source: RefSeq, a predicted model, not a curated record